AUAUUCAUUAUAAUCCUGGCAGUUGAAGUGAAAACAUUGUGUGCGGAAAAUUUGAAUUUUUAACAAAAAACUCGGAGUUAAACAAAACUAAUCAUUUUUUUUCCACAAAUUAAUAAUUCCGUUUUACUCCAAAAUUUUUAAAAAGCCAUUCGAACCAUUGCCAGCUGAACAGCAGCUUUGCCCCAAAAUGAAGGAGUCCAUCGAAGCAUUGCCAGCGGUAAAGCAGCUUUGCCCCAAAAUGAAGGAGUCCAUCGAAUCAUUGCCAGCGGUAAAGCAGCUUUGCCACAAAAUGGAGGAGUCCAUCGAAGCAUUGCCAGCGGUACAGCAGCUUUGCCCCAAAAUGGAAGAGUCCAUUGAAGCAUUGCCAGCUGUACAGCAAGUGACUCUGAAGCCUGGGGAAGAGAAAAUAAUCAGUUAUUGUGAUGUCCUGAGCGACAGCGAUCUGGAAGACCUCAAAAAUGUAGUGGAUGAUGAUGACGAUGAUGAUGAAGAGGAGGAGGAUGAAGAGGAGGAGGAUGAGGAUGUUAGGAUCUCCAGAUCUCAGCACGAGUUCAGCUGCAAAGAAUGGGAGAGGAUGCUGAAAUUUAUCAAGAUUCCACACUAUUACAUCGAACUCAUCAUGGAAGCAAAUGAUGUGGUAUUACCAGAAAACUCCGAGAAAUUGGAGUUUCCAAUCCGAGCGGUUUUUCCAGAAACCGUUCUUCUCAUGAAUGAAGCGCUGGUCUUGGAGGCUGCAUUCCGACUCGGAAUGAAACACUCCACAGAAUGGACCCUUGAAAGCGAUGUAGAUGAACUGGAAGCAGAGAUAAACAGAGCUCGUACCACACCUUUUUCCGUCCAUCGGAAACACUUCUCUCACAGCCCCAACAUCUCAAAAGGAGACGCAAUCUCAGCCUUGAGCGCUGCAUAAAUCCAUCGGGACCAUCUCAGAAGAAGCGGCCCUGUCGCUCCCAACAGCUGAAAUUGUUGAGAGACGAUUGCGGCACUUCCUCCGAUUCGAGGUCUAUCUGCGUUUCCGGGUCUAGGCGUCAACUCAACCAACAUCGCCUUCUCUCCCCGAACACCGCCGAACGUCUAAAAAAUUAGAUGAGUCUGCGCGUCAAGCUAAUUGAUGAAGCACUGAAAGAUCGAUAUGAUUCCGACUCCACCUACUAAACACUGCCGUUCCAUUAGAAUCUAUAAAGCACAUCCAUAUUUCACCGAACACGUCUGAAAGUGUAAAAAAUGAGCUAAAAUAAAUUCGGAGCUCCGUGAUCGGCUAUUGACUAUUUUGCCAAUGAUUACUAUGUUAUUUUUAAGAGAUUUGGAUAUUAAAUGUCUCACGAAAAUUCACC
This is a messenger RNA of Drosophila miranda, 1334 nucleotides long. RefSeq lists its product as uncharacterized. Bases 188 to 910 code for a protein of 240 amino acids. The transcript has 2 exons. Lineage: Eukaryota; Metazoa; Arthropoda; Insecta; Diptera; Drosophilidae. The record is from RefSeq and is a predicted model, not a curated record.